Olea europaea var. sylvestris is the source of this 646-nucleotide messenger RNA. Its product is annotated as mitochondrial import inner membrane translocase subunit TIM8-like. The transcript has 2 exons. The record is from RefSeq and is a predicted model, not a curated record. Lineage: Eukaryota; Viridiplantae; Streptophyta; Magnoliopsida; Lamiales; Oleaceae. The coding region runs from base 130 to 354 and encodes 74 amino acids.
GGUCCAGGCCCGUAUAUUCAAUCCAGUUCAUAUUGGGCCGUGACAUAAUGGACCUAAUUUGACUUUUGCUAGGGUUUUUCUACGUUAGAUCGUCACGAUUCAUUCACCAGGGAAAUUAUCUGAUAAUCAAUGGAGAACUCUCCUGAAUUUCAGCAACUUAUCACUCAAGAAAGGGAAAAGGCUAUGGUUAAUGAAAUGAUCGCAAAGCUUACAACUGUGUGCUGGGACAAAUGCAUCACAGGCACUCCUGGGAGCAAGUUCAGUUCUAGUGAGUCGUCUUGUCUCACCAACUGUGCUCAACGUUACAUGGAUAUGAGUCUCAUCAUUAUGAAACGCUUCCAGAACAUGCAGUGAAGUUGGACCACCGUCUCAUCAGAAGUGGGAGAGUUAUCCUUGAUCCCAAAAGUGCAUUGUUAGUAAUCUUUUCAAAUUUUCGUUUCGGUGCUACUCAAUUCGUCAUUAGUGAGAUGUUGGUGAUAUUUCUGCUAGUAUUGUUACUAAUUGAUAAUUUUCUUUUCAACCGAAAGGGCUGCAUCUUACAAGCUUUUACCUUCGUCGCCUUACUAAGGCCUUGUUUGUUAUGAUUUUUGAGAAGUUAAAAGGAACUUUUAAGUUCCAAAAGCUACUGUUGGACUCGUUAGUUUAA